UAGGCAGGCGUCCUUCACUCUGCCAGCAAGUGUCAGGAGUUUUAAACAUGAAGCCAUUCAGUUUGAGUAUUAUUCUAGGGUAUUCUGAAGUGAGUCUGUUUUUGUGUUUUGGACUGAGGUUGCUUUCUGAUGAUGAAGGAUGGGUGAGGAACAGGCUUAUAAGUGUUGUGACAUAAAGCCUUGCACUUGCUUGUUGAGAGACGAGGGACUCAGGUCUCCUUGGGACCAAGCAUUUUCUCCUUUAUCAGGCCCAUUUAAACGCUGGGUGCUCCGCCAUUGGCGUGUGCUACCUGGGUGGGUUAAUAAGGACUUGGACUGGCUCUGUGUGAUACAGUACUCAGGAUGUCUGUGUUAGCACAUGGACUUGUCUGAGGCAGAAGGUGGCCGUGGUGUCACUGAGACAGGACUAGCAAGAGGUGUGCAUUUGUCCUGGCUGUAUCUGCCACUUCUGGAAAGAUGUCUUUUUCAGGCUGAUGAAGAAAAUCCUGCCUCCCAUCAGACUAGACGGAAAGAAACACAAGGCUAAUGUUGUCUGCAGUUCUCCUAAAUUGCCUAUCAAACAGCUCCCACUGGCUUCUCUCUGAUUACAGCUAGGAGAGAGGUGGAGGGAGCAGUUCUAUUCCAGAUGAAUUCUCAAGUGAUCUAUUUAAAGAAGACACCAGAAGAGGCCUACAGAGCACUGCUAUCUGGCUCAACUCCCCCUUAUCUUCCAUUCAGUCCAUACAGUUUGUCAAGAAAGAAAAUUGUACACUACACCUGCUUUGACCAACGGAAAAGGGCCAAUGCCGCCUUUCUGAUCGGCGCCUAUGCU
Messenger RNA from Castor canadensis (American beaver), 811 nucleotides. Lineage: Eukaryota; Metazoa; Chordata; Mammalia; Rodentia; Castoridae. The record is from RefSeq and is a predicted model, not a curated record.